AUGCAACCCCGGCUCAUUUACGCCUCGCUUACCUGCAGACUCGGCGAUACUUCCAGAUAUCUAGAUAAAUUCUCAAUCGUCGCCGACAGCACAAACCGCUCCAACACCAGCCCUCAAAUCAGCACCGCCAAAUUCACCAUGCGCUCUCCUUUAACCCUUCUGGCCCUCGCAGCCCUCCCGCUGACAUCCGCCAUCAACAUCAUCUCCUCCAACGACGACGGCUGGGCCGAAAUCAACAUCAGACAGCUAUUCAACGCCCUCACCACCGCCGGCCACUCAGUCGUCCUCUCCGCACCCGCAGAGAACAAGAGCGGCUCCGGCUCAAGCGACGAAGCGCCCACCUCCCGAACCACCGCAUGCCAAUUCUCCAGUUGCACAGCAGGCGGCCCAACCGGGUCCAACGCCUCCGACCCGCGCCUCAACUGGGUAAACUCGUACCCCGUCACCUCGAUCGCAUACGGCAUCGACACGCUGUCUCCAAAUCUACUCAAUGCACCCCCCGACCUGGCCAUCACGGGCCCAAACGUCGGCAGUAACCUCGGUCUGGCCGUGUACGUCUCCGGCACCGUCGGCGCAGCGCACUACGCGUCAAGCACGGGGAUCCCCGCGAUCGCGUUUUCAGGCGCCGACGGGUCGCCGACGGCGUGGGACGCGGAUGUCCCGGCGUAUAGCGCCAUUUACGCGGACCUUGCGGCGAAAGUUGCUGAGAGGGUGGUGAGCGGUGGGACACCGUACCUUCCCGAGAACGUGUGGCUGAAUGUCAACUUCCCGACUAUUGAGGGGUGCACGAGCCCCGACGACUUCCGUUUCGUGCUCAGCCGGAUCUUCACGGCGGUUCCGCUUCUCUCGGGCGAGGACGUCGAGACGUGCGGGGGGACUCGGCUGCCUACGGAGAGCAGUGUUGUUGGUGCGGACGGCUGCUACGUUAGUAUUUCGGUUGGGGCGCCUGAUAAGACGGAUGCCGAUGCAGCGGCGCAGGGGGUUGUGUUGGAAACGCUGGGUGAUUUGUUGAGUUGUCUGCCGUAG
Aspergillus mulundensis is the source of this 1026-nucleotide messenger RNA. RefSeq names its product 5'/3'-nucleotidase SurE. The record is from RefSeq and is a predicted model, not a curated record. The transcript is spliced from 2 exons. Gene Ontology annotation, molecular function: nucleotidase activity. Bases 1 to 1026 code for a protein of 341 amino acids. Lineage: Eukaryota; Fungi; Ascomycota; Eurotiomycetes; Eurotiales; Aspergillaceae.